AUGACGUCCACUGCUAACACAGAGGCAUCUGAAAGUGUAACAUAUCACCGUCACUGUGGUUCCCAUCGUUGUCCGAGGCACAGGCGAACGGACAGUGAAAGCCGCUUUUUGAACUAUAUCAUUGAUUCAGCUUCAUCCCCUUCUGGAGAAUUACUUGACGAGAUAAUCCGCGUCCAACUUGCACAGCCAUCCGAUAACAUUGUUUGGCCAGCAUUCGCCAGCGUUCCAAGCUUUUUUUCAGAGAUCAAGAACCAUGUAAGAUUAGUGUCAUCGUUCCGUCAAUAUGCGCAGCUAUCGAGUUAUUCAUGGGAUGUCAUCAACACAAUUGUCCUGAUAGUCUCCUCCGCAUCUUUCCUAUAUAUAGUAGUGACAGGUCAAGGCAAAGUUGUUCUACGACCUAUUCGCAGUGCUCCCUUUCGACGUUGUGAGCCCGUCAUACACCGGUUUUGCCGGAUUAAUCGCAAUUCAUGGUUAGAUUGUACCCUUUACCAGUAUAUGUUGUAUCCAGUAUUCGGCACCAGCAACUUCAUGGCCGUACGACUAAUAUACACCCUAGUGUUGUUUUGCUUCGCAUCGGCUAUAUUCCGCCAUCUACCUGCAUACGUAUCCGGCGAGCCAGUAGAACUGGAAGAUGUUGAACGUGCGGCGACCACAAAAAAGAAGAUGGUCUGUUUCGUGGCAUCAUGGCCUCUAGCUGCUCUAAUACCACAAAUUAUAUGCGCAUGGUGGGCUAAACGUAACCCUAUAGAGGUCGUCCCCCUCAGGACCUGUGAUCACAAGACGCAAUGUCUGGCGGUGAUAAAGGAUAGCAUAAUUAUGCGCGGGAUUCCCGCCAAUGGCCCGGGGAGUAACCCAGGGGCUCACAAUGGUAGCACUGAUCCUUCGGAGGCACGCAGCAAUGAAGGGUAUAAUAAGGCUACAACUGCAACUUUCAGAGGUUUGGAUGGAAAAAAGAUGAUUUUUGUGGUCGUCGGUAGCACGGAUGAUACGUCUUCCAGCGGCUAUACGCUACCACGAGAGCAAUCUUCGUCGAAAGGGCAGCGUGUUGCGACAUCUCCUCUUGAGUCGCCGAGGGAAGUUAUAUCUAGCGAUAUUAAGGUGUCAAAGUCGAUUGAUCUAAAGCGACCUUUGGCCGCAGGAGACAGCAACUCUAAGAAAGUUAAAGUGACCGGUUACGACGAACCGAAAUCGCAUAUAACUCACUCAGUCCCUAUAGAUGCAUCAUCGAGUGAUGAUUAUAUCAAGAAGGAAGAUGAGUUUAUGUUGAAACAGGAGCUUGAGAAAUCUAAGCUUCGUUUAAAAGAUGGUCGCGGCAAUGAGUUAGACCAUUUGCUGGCUUCAGAUGCAUCCAUCGGUUCGUCGACAGAUUUGUUUAAAGAUGCAGAAGUUGAUGUGUUACAUCAGUAUCUGGAGCAUUUGAAAGCUCGAUUGCACUUCUGCAAGGACAAUGCAUUGGCGUCCUUUCUAAGGGCACUGGAAACUAUCGUGAAAACACGACUUGCUGGUGACUUUUCAGCCGGUGAAGUAAGCGAAACAGUAUCAGCCAAGAUCGAUUCCAUCUUGUCUACAAAGAGCAUUAGCGAAUUAGAAGGUUACGAAGUCGAGAUAGAGAAAAAGCUUAACUCUGAUGGUGUAGUAGACACCAGUUUUUGGGAGCUAGCUCUUUCUAGGAUUCCAUUUUUCAAGGCUUGCUCUAUUGUGCAUGACUACAAAAAGGGGUUGACCACCGACGUAAACACAUCAAGUACACAUCUUCAAUCAACUACAACUACUGCGACAUCAUCGCCGAAGACAUUGACUGAUAAGAAGUAUGAGCGUUUUAUGCAAUCGCUUAAACUAGACAGUGACGAGCAUAUAGUACGGGAGCACGUGCCGUAUGGCUCUUCUACUGGCCCCAAGCCAUUCUUCGCUGCGCGAGUCACGCUGUCGUACGAUUGGAACACGUACAAUUUGAUCCACUACGAUGUCAAUAACCCUCCGCCAAAGAGCGUUCAGGGUUUCAAGUUCAGCAUAUUUUACAGUGGUUUGGAGGACCCUCGUUCAACUCCACAGUGGAAAUUAGUGAAGGACGGUACAAGCAAAGAUACGUGCCUGCUAGUUUUCAAGGGUGGCCGUCCGUAUGCGCCUAUAGCGUUCCGCAUACCUUCUAGAGAGUGGGACACCGAUCCUUCACGUGGUUUUAAGAAUUGCUUCAGUGAUGGAGUUCUUCAUUUAUGCGGCUCGAAUCCUUUGGAUCCAUCACUUCGCGAGUGUUACCUGUGGUACGCGGAUGCGCUUUUGACAAAGGAGGAGCAAAAUCAGUCUAUGUUUUCAUCCCCCGUUGAUGCUGGUUCCGAUGGCAGUUUACCUGCAGCGGAUAUUGUUUUGGAUAACGCCGAUUCACCGGAAUCUUGUGACGAAUCGUUGGCAUUUGAGAUCUUCCAAAUAGCAAGCGAUUGUUACGCCAAUUUCUUUAGACUUUGCACUCUUAAGGGCGCUGCACUAGAGAAAGAGGUAUUGGAUGCAUCGUACUGCUUUGUUAGGAUGGGUGACAUGUUCUACGCAAAUAACCAGUUUGAUGAGGCAGCAAAUGAGUAUGAACGUGCUAUUGAGAUGCGUAGGCGGUACACCCUGCCUGAGCGUCACGUGGCAUCACUUUAUUUGUCAUUUGCUCAAUGUCAGAUGUUUGGUGGACAACUUGGUGCCUCUCUGCGUACGUUCAUGGCAGCAAAGGAAAUUUUGAUGCGUCUGUUGGUUGGCAAUCUCUCUGAUGCGGAACGUCAACGUAUACGAGACACAAUUGAUGAUGUGGAAGCACAGCUGAAUGACUUACGCAAGAUGAUUGCCGCACAAUCAGAUACAACUGAACAAAAAGGUAGCCAAAGCAAUGCCGCUUCCUUAGUUCCUAAAACAACGGGUACUUUCGAUAAAAAGAAACUUGAUGCCGACUCAAAAUCUGCUGUUAUUAACGUUUCGGAAAAUGAUACUGGUGCCAAACGCCGUAUUGACAUUUCCAGAAUGUACAAGUGA
Messenger RNA from Babesia sp. Xinjiang, 3009 nucleotides. RefSeq names its product Cactin. Gene Ontology annotation, biological process: mRNA cis splicing, via spliceosome. The record is from RefSeq and is a predicted model, not a curated record. Bases 1 to 3009 code for a protein of 1002 amino acids. The transcript is spliced from 16 exons. NCBI's taxonomy places the organism in Eukaryota, Apicomplexa, Aconoidasida, Piroplasmida, Babesiidae. Gene Ontology annotation, cellular component: spliceosomal complex; cytoplasm. Gene Ontology annotation, molecular function: protein binding.